UAUAUAACAAAUAAUUUGAGGUAAUGUAGAUGAAGAAGGUGUAGCGGAGUUUUGACUAAUGAAAUGUAAUGUUAAUUGCUAUCCUUUUAUGCCUGUUGACAGAAAGCACCGUAGGGGGGAGCAUCGUUGGGGAGCUUUAUAGAGUCCAGCGUUUACAAGGCCAGUGCUCAGCAUGGUGCUAUGAAAAGUAUGGAGUCUGGGCACCUGCCCAACAAACGCUGACCAAGUCCAACACGGAGGAACGUAACAUCUAUCAGUGCAACCCGGAAGUAGAUGAGCGAGGAGAUUAUGUAGAGCCUGAUUGUUGGUACUGUGAUAAAGGUUGUGAGAAAGAGUUCUACAGUCGAGCAGACUGCUAUGCAGGUUGCAAUAACAAGGAAACUUGCAAGUUAGCGUGCCGACACCAUGAGACAAUGUCCAGAACGAAGAUUAACAUAGAAGAGCUGACUGCAAAUCUGUCUCGGAAUGUUCCGCAUGAUAUUUACGAGGAGGCAGACAAGAGGAAUCAUUCUACUAUCUCUGUAUGGUGGAACCAUGUGAGCCUAUUUGAUGAGCGGGAGCCAGUUGUUUACAUGGUCUUCCUACUCAACUAUACUUCUGACAAUCCCGAUGAACAGCCGGAAGGAUUGUACAUUGGUCACACCCCUCACUACAUAUUCCCUGCUGAACCCCUCUCACCGGACUACUGUUACCGUAUCAAGAUAUUAACUGUUGGAAACAGACACGGAGUUCUGGGACAUGCUGUUAGCAGUAGCAAGUUUGCAACAGAUGCUCUGAUCCACGUGACGAACAUUACCACAACGGCUGCUGAUAUUUGGUUUAAGAUGCGACACUGCGAAUCUAAGAUAAUAUACACAAUACGUCUAGUAUGGGGGGACAAUGUAUUUACAGACUUGACAGAAUUUUCUAGUCAAGAGAAUAAUAUCUUCAAAACACGUGCUCCUGAUUUGCAGCCUAACAAGGCAUAUCGAGUUGUGGUUCACAGGCACUUCUCUAAUGGUGAUACUAAAUUCUCCUUCUACGGUGACUUCACGACACUACCAGCAGCCCCAGACACCGCCGUUAUAAUAUUAAACACCAUUGUUACAGACGACGAGAUCAGUUACAGUUACAAGGUAGAAGAUCUGGACAAGCUUUAUGUUUCAGAAAGUGAGAUUCAGAGCUAUAUCCUGAAAAUAAGAGCUGAGGAUGAGGUUGAUUGGGUCGAGAAGCCAAUCUAUAACUCAAUGUCAACCGGUCUUUACAAGGAACCGAACCUUACUCCCUAUGUGAGAUACUGCGUAUCGAUGGCUGUACGCAAUCCGACUGGUGUAGGCCCCUUUUCAGAGGAGCAUUGCAACAGAACUAAAAGUGCCAUCGCCCCUGCACCCGAGCUUCGCGAGGUAUCAACCGCAGCUGAUCACAGCGUCAUUGAAAUAACCCACCCCGACCCACCAAAGGGUCUACUUGUAACCUACAAUGUCACUUUUAUGGAUGACCCUUCAAAUUAUGAGAAGAGGGACUUCGCUGUAGAGGGUGAACUGAAGCAGAAUAUUAAUAUCAGCGACUUGAAUAGCCAUACUACUUAUACUUUUAUCGUGAGCGCGAUAAACUCCGUAGGAAUGGUAGGUUUCCCCCAAGAGAUUAUGGUAACCACUCUUGAGUCUGUCCCAGAAGCUGCUCCGCUCCUUUCAACUUGUGAUCUGACUGCAACUAAUUCCACGCACUUCAAUGCAACUGUUAGCUGGGUUGGUGUCCAUGAGGAUCAUAUAAAUGGUGUUAUUCAGAAUUACACCCUUCACCUUCAGAAAGUGAUCUCGUUCCGUGAUCGUGGUCUUCAAUCAGUGCAAUACAACAAGACUUACUCCUUUAGCUUUGGGCUGAACGAAACCAUAGAAAGCUAUGUUCAGCCCCUGGACACAGACUUUGCACUCGAAUACAAGAAAAACGAGCUAGUCCGUGCCCGACUCUCCAUUUCUACGGAGAUGGGCCAGGGACCAUGGCCUACUCACUUCUUCAACUGCACUGUCGUGAACCCAGGAAAUAUGGGUCCUGGUGCGCUGGAGAUACUGCUUCCUGUUCUAGGAGUCGCCGCUGUCUUCAUCUUCGUCGUCGGUGCUUUCUUCUACUUCUUCAGAUUCAAGACGUACAAGAAGACACCAUACGAAGAAAUAAAAAAAUUGAUUAGACCCGAAACAUUUAGUCCUUGUCAGCAUUGUAUGCACAACAAAGAUCCUAAGAGAUGGGAUGUGUUCAUCUGUCAUGUCAGUGAGGAUGAAAACUACAUCAUUCAGCUGAAGGAAGCGUUUGUCAGGGAAAAGAUAGAUGUGUUCUUUGCUAAGGAUGAACUUAGUUGGGGCUGUGAGCUUCACCGAGUUAUCAACGACGGAUUACGGGAUAGCAAAUAUGGUCUGGUAGUCCUCAGUAAAAGUUUUGUCAACAAGUGCAGCAAAUGGACCUCCUCCGAACUCUCCUCUCUCCAUUCUAAGAGCAGACUCUCUACUCAGGACUGCAUCUUACCCAUCUGGAAAAAAGAUAUAAGCGAGGCGGAAGUGGGUGCGUUUGAUAUGACCCUAGUCGGGAUUAAGGCACUCAAAGAGGAGGACAUGUCAGUGGAUCAGAUGGCAGUGGAGCUGAAAAAGAAGCUCAGAAAUGACGGUUGCUGGGGUUGCUCCAUGAGGAAGCUUAAUAAUCAAUCUAGUGGAGGAUCCACUCCAAAAUCAGAAGACGCCCCGCUGAUGGGACUCCCUCUAAACGCCCCGUCAGACGACGAGGAGGGUACAAGUGUGUAGCAGAAACAUGUCUCACUAGUUGAGACACCUACCUGUCUCGAUUGAGACACGCUCAACAUCCCACCAGAUGCAGAAACACUGGCAGGGACGCAGAUUGAACGGCGAGCUUUCCGCGCGAUGGUGUGUGAUCAAAAAACAAAUUUUAUUCUUUGUAAUAGAUGCUGAAUCGGCUACCGGACAACUGAACCCAAUUUAGACUACCCCUAACUCUAACCCUAACCCUAACCAAUUAAGCUGAUUGGUUAGUAUGAACUAGGUUCAAUUGUGUUCAUUUGUCGGUCACCCGCUGAAUCGGUUGUUAAAAGAGCGAACAUAAAGAAGAUUGUGUCUCUUGUGAUAUAUAUAUAUAUACCACCAAGGCUGAUAUCUGCUCUGAAUUACCUGGUUUAUGACGUCAUUUUGGUCUCCAAAAUGCUUCAAAAUAUUCAUCUUAUCCUCGGGAAUGGUUUAUGUUGAACUCUAUCGAUGACCGAGGAAAAAACUUUAUGGUGUUUUCCAUGAGAGAUCUUGUAUGGAUAUAUUUAUCAUCCCGCUUUUGUGAAAGUCGAUAGGAGUGCCCAAAGGAAGGUCUUCUAUCAUAUUGAUAGGGACUCUUUGAAAACGAUGUAUCUUUCCCGUCCUUUCUGACACAGCUAGUUUUAUUCAGAUCUGAGAUCCCACUUUUAUGUUUACAUGUGUUCGCAGAUCUGGGUAAAAUCGGAUAACUUUAACUGCAAACGAUUUGUUGAUUUAAUUUAACUGUGUCUUUCAAUGGUCACAUAUUCUUAUUUUCGUAAAAUAUAAGAUUUAUAUAACAGGGUGGCUUGUAGAUCCGGAUACUGGUGGGUGAAUCAUAUUUUUUCUGACAUGUGACAUAUAUUGACCAAUCAGCUUCCAGAAUUGACCAUUUAAAACACACUAAUUACUGUCACACGUUAAAACAAAUAUGGUCCACUUUCCCGCCAACAUCUGGACCUAAACUGCAGCGAAAUGAGGCUAUUAAGUUAUUACUAAUUUUCUUUUUAAUUUUGGUUCCGAAAUUUUUUUCGAAAUUACAUUUCCGCUAAAACAUUUCAGACCUAUCUGAGAAAUCCGAAAAUGUCCAUAAAUUCUGCCCCUUUUCGAAGAAUUAUGUACACAAGAGCCGCGUUUUUGCGCCACUCGCAUUCCAGCAAACUGCUAAUAAUGCUGCACGUGGCUACCCCGCAACUUUCUAAAUUUAACUGGUUUCGGUUUGCUGCAUUGCCAUUGCUGAAAGUUGAAACUCAUCCCACUACUUUGGCUGUUUGUGUUAUGAUAUGUAAACGGUUAUUAUCUGUACUCUCUGUAAAACU
This is a messenger RNA of Bolinopsis microptera, 4084 nucleotides long. RefSeq lists its product as uncharacterized. NCBI's taxonomy places the organism in Eukaryota, Metazoa, Ctenophora, Tentaculata, Lobata, Bolinopsidae. The transcript is spliced from 23 exons. Gene Ontology annotation, biological process: signal transduction; cell-cell adhesion. The record is from RefSeq and is a predicted model, not a curated record. The coding region runs from base 69 to 2771 and encodes 900 amino acids. Gene Ontology annotation, molecular function: protein binding.